Mucor velutinosus is the source of this 2232-nucleotide messenger RNA. RefSeq lists its product as uncharacterized. NCBI's taxonomy places the organism in Eukaryota, Fungi, Mucoromycota, Mucoromycetes, Mucorales, Mucoraceae. Bases 1 to 2232 code for a protein of 743 amino acids. The record is from RefSeq and is a predicted model, not a curated record. The transcript is spliced from 6 exons.
AUGGACAAUACAUUCUUUUUUCUUGCAUUUAUCCCUCUUUCGCUCUUCCUUAUAGAAACUGUCAAAACCGCCAUGAGUGAAAUGGAGGCUGACGAAGACUUUUUCGAAGAUGGCUUUAAUGAACAAGAUCUAGAGAUGACUGUGGCCUUUGAAGAGCAAUGGGUGUCUUCUCAAGCAGCUCCUUUAUUUCCAGCCUUGGACGAUGAACCCACUGACGCAGCCUUUCCAAUCGCACCACUACCGCCACCAUUGUCAGAACAAGCACCACCUUCAUUACCAGUACCACCAGCACGACAGCAGUAUCAUCACCAUCAGCAAAGACAUUCUCAAGGGGAACCAGCAGUCGAUAGUGAAUCUGCCAGAAUCAUUGCAGAACUAAAGCACAAAUUAUACAUUAAAGAGCACGAGAAGAAAGAUUUAGAGAAAAAGUUGCGAGAUAGCCAAGACGUACUCAGGACAAAAGAGUUAGAGCAUCUCAAUUUGAAGCGUCAAGUGCUAUCGAAAUCCACACAGCCAUCAUCCUCCACUCAAAACAGCAAACGGGUAUUUCCUCAAGCCCCUCCUCGCCCCAAAUCCAAGAUCAGAAAGACUGUUAUCACACCUUCUCAAAGCUUUAGAUCACCCACAACAUCAUCUUUAGAGAUUUCCAAUGCAAUGGAGUCCAUUCACUUGUCAUCUCAGCAUCCAAGUCCUGCUAUUCGUCAGCCCUCAUCCAUGCAAUCACUUACAGCUUGUACACAGCAAAAUACCCUUUCUAUCAAAUCAGAACCAAUGGUUGUUUCCGAACUUAGAACUAUCCCCCCCUCUGUGCUAAAUAGUAGCGAAAGUCGAUCUGCUUUACCGCCUAGACCUCCAUCAUUGUCAGUAGGCUGUUCCGAUGCACCACAGCAGCAAAUGUACAUAUCGAAAAAUUCAUACCAUCUCGAAGCGAACUUGAGUAUGCUCAAAUUGCUCUUUUGCGAUGUGUUUAAGGAAACUCAGAAGAGCAAGUCUGAAAAGCUAACCAUGAUGCUGGUGCCCGAAAAAAUUCCAGGAUUCGCCCGUCUGUUCUGCUCAAAGCUCAAGCCUGCUGAUAGUGCUUGCUCACCCAACGCCAAAGAGGUUUUGUCUUUGCUGGUGUCUGAUAUCCAAGAUAUUAUCAUACGAUCCGAGAACCCUGACUUUACGAUUCCUUCAUUACUGACUCAAUUCGGCCUAUGUUUGCCCAUCUGCAUUGCAGAAAAGCUCCACGACAUUCUCUACACCAUUGUAAAAGUUAUACAGAGAUUAGCUACUUUUUUUGAUACGGCUGCAGAUCAGUUGACCAAGGAAAUCAAGCGCAAUCUGGCCAACUCAAUUGUAUACAACUUGAUAUCAGUUUUUGCACUAUACAAUUUCAAGAAACCACCAUCCAUGUACUACGUUGUAGAAGAACACUCAGAGACAAUGCACGCCAGUUCCAGUGAUAUCAUUCGUUUGGCUCAAAAGUAUUCUACCAUGCCUCGCGAGAUUGCUGAAGCAAUUGAAUAUGAAAAGACACCACCGCAAGCCCGAGAUACAGUGCUUUGUGUAUUGUCCGUUUUAUCUACUGUGGGUGCUGGCUACACUAAAUCGACACUCGCGUUUCUCCUGACUGACAUGGCAUUCCUCAACUUGCUUUCUGUUAACACGCCGCUUGAUAUUCUUGACAAGGCAUGUGCAGUGCUUGGAUUGAGUAUGGGAGACAUGGAUUUGAUAGACCUAGAAAUCACUGCUUGCGAUAACAAGCCACUGUUUGUUGUCACUCAACUAUGCGGGCUGUUACUUAUCGAAGAGCCAUCUGACUAUCAUCCACCUACAAGAUCCAACAAGCAAAGUGAUAAGAACUCCCCUUCACAAUGGUACUCUGUGUGUAAGAGAGUAUGCAAUCUUCUCAAGUGGGUGGCUAUGUUGAAGCUGCCUGACAGCAUUGCUCUUCUCAACAAAAAGACCAUUUUAUCAGAUAUCAUUGCUUUUUCAAUGCGUUGUUGUGCAUUUGACCCGAGCGAUAAAAGAACAGAUCAUAUUCGCAAUCACGAAGCACUGGUGCAGAGUGGUUGCCAAGCAUUGCUGACUGUUGUCAAAUCAGAUGCAGAUGCACAGUUGCUCGACGAAGACACGGUUACAAAGCUACGCAACUUGGUUAUCUUUUAUGUUGACAAAAAUGACGACUGCCACCCUGCCAAAAUCCCACUUUUGGGCAUUGAAAAAUGGCUGGAUCAUUUAGAAAAGUAA